Molecule: messenger RNA, 1744 nt
Organism: Pimephales promelas (fathead minnow)
Lineage: Eukaryota; Metazoa; Chordata; Actinopteri; Cypriniformes; Leuciscidae
Gene: pm20d1.1
Product: peptidase M20 domain containing 1, tandem duplicate 1
Biological process (GO): amino acid metabolic process; lipid metabolic process
Molecular function (GO): hydrolase activity, acting on carbon-nitrogen (but not peptide) bonds, in linear amides
Source: RefSeq, a predicted model, not a curated record
GGAUGACUGUCGUUCAUUCCUCUUGAACUUCAGAAAGAUGAAGACCAAAAACAAUAAGAAGACCGUUUUGAAAUUUUCUGGAAUACUGCUGGGAAUCCUCCUACUUUCUAUUUUAAUUUUGUUUUCUGUUGUGAUCGGUAGGGCAUUUACAUUCAAAGUGAAUACAGAACUUGGACAAUGGGAAAAUACAACCAACAUUUAUCCUGAUUUAAGUCCAGAACAGAGAAAGAAUCUGCUGCAAAAUUUCAAAGAGGCAAUUCAGAUUCCCACAGUGUCAUUUUCAGAGUCGAACCAGAACACAAGCGGGCUGCAAGAGUUUGACCUGCUACUAAGGAGAGUCUUCCCAAAGGUCUUCUCAUCCAGCCUGGUCAAACAUGAGCUGGUGGGAAACUACAGCCACUUGUUCACGGUUCCUGGGAGAGAGCCUGAUCUGGAGCCGUACAUGCUGCUGGCUCACAUUGAUGUAGUCCCGGCCGAUGAGGCGGAUGGGUGGGACGUUCCUCCUUUCUCUGCUCAAGAGCUCAAUGGCUUCGUUUAUGGACGAGGAACCAUCGACAACAAACAGUCUGUGAUGGGGAUCCUUCAGGCGCUGGAAUACCUGCUGGAACGAGGUUACACCCCUCGCAGAAGCUUCUACAUUGGUUUGGGUCACGAUGAGGAGAUUAACGGCCAGAUAGGUGCUGUGAAUAUCGUGAAACUGUUGAAAAGUCAAGGAGUGAAGCUUCUGUAUGUUUUAGAUGAAGGUCUCACGAUUAUGGAUGGUAUUGUAGAUGGCCUAAAUGAACCUGCUGCCCUAAUUGGUGUAAGUGAGAAGGGUCAAGCUACAGUAAAGCUGAGUGUCAGCAGUGCUCCAGGACAUUCAUCCAUGCCUCCCAGAGAGAGCAGCAUUGGCAUCUUGGCUUCAGCCGUCAGAAGUUUGGAGAAGAACCGGAUGCCCAAUCUUUUUGGUCAUGGUCCUGAGCGUGCUACUUUUGAGUACCUGGCACAUAAGUUCGGCUGGCCACACAAAAUGAUCAUGUCUAAUCUCUGGCUCUUCUCUUCAAUGCUCAGCGGUAUUUUGGAAGGACAGCCUGACACAAAUGCCUUUGUGAGGACAACAACUGCCGUCACAAUGUUUAACUCAGGUGUGAAGAUUAAUGUAAUGCCAGCAUAUGCUGAGGCCUUUGUCAAUCUCCGCAUCCACUCAGCCCAAACGUUGCAAGAGGUUCUAAAGCUGAUCGGAUCCACCAUAUCCGAUGAGCGUGUGAAGGUAGAGUUGGUGAGUGGAUUUGACCCUCUGCCCAUCAGCUCCUAUGAUGAUGAUACAUUCGGGUACCAGAUCAUAAAGAAAACAGUGAAUGACAUUUUCCCUCAGGUCGCUGUAACUCCUGCUAUAUGUGUGGGCAACACUGACAGCCGGCACUACACUGAACUGUCUCGGGACAUUUAUCGCUUUGCCCCAUCAUGGUACAAACCCGGUGAUUCUGCGAGAUUCCAUGGUGUGAAUGAGAGAAUCUCCAUCCAAAACUAUGAAGAGAUUGUGCUGUUCUACUUUCAACUCAUGCAGAAUAGUGACAUUAGGAACUUGUCGCCACCUCGCACCUAAAAAAACACUGAUGUCAUGCUUUGGAAUCUGUGUAAUUUAUUACCUUAGUUCUGUAUAAAUGAACUUGAAUAUAAAAGCUGUAUAAAAACAUUCAAAAGUUUGGGGUCAGUCAGAUUUUCUAUUUUUUGGUCAAAAUUGACAGUAAAGAUAUGAAGAGUU